AAUUCCUGGAGAGCUUGACUGUCGUAGCAUUCUAUCCACACUUCUUCCAGAUAAUCAAGAUCUACAAAUUCGUAAAAUGACUCAAAAAGAAAUACAACGAUUACUAGAUGUCUCACUCAGUCUUCACAUCCAAGACAGUACUCCCAGCAUAAGAGAUAAGGCUCGUCUGAACGCAAUUUCAACCCCACACUCCGGAUCAUGGCUGCGGGCAUUACCCAACACAAAUCUCGGCCUCGUCAUGUCUCGGGAGGAAUUCCUGGUUGCUCUGCGUCUUCGCCUCGGUAUUGCUGUUUUCCCCUCUUCUCCACUUCUUGUUCGGUGUCCAUGCGGUCAAGUAAUUGACAAAUUUGGAGACCAUGUUCUUGGUUGUGGUUCUGGGCCGCUUCGCUUGAAGCGCCACAAUGCUCUAUGUGAUAUUCUGUAUCGAUAUCUGCUAGUGGAUAAUGCUGGGUCUCGUAGAGAACAGUGUUUCUCCAGCGAAAAUAACGACAGGCCUGGAGACGUCUUCCACCCGGAUUUCUUACAAGGAAAAGCUGCUUUUUUUGACAUCUCAGUUAGAAAUUCUUUUACCAAUCAUUUCAUCAACAGUUGCUCUACCAAAGCAGGAGCUGCCGCCGAAGCUGGCGAAGUUCAGAAAGACCUUCGCUACGAUUCAGACGUCACAAGCGCAGGAGCCAGUUUUUACCCUAUGAUUGUUGAGACAUAUGGAACAUGGUCCACAUACAGCUUGGAGAUCAUAAAAGUGAUUGCAAGGAAAACUUCAGUUUUGAACAAAUUACCUGUUAGCAGAAUAGUAUGUAACAUACAUGAACAACUAGCAGUACGACUUUGGCAGUAUAAUGCCAGGAUGGUUUUGGACAGGCUACAUUUGGUCUGUCAUGGAGAGUAAAAUAAAAUAUAUAUAUAAAGAAAAAAAAAAAAAAAAAAAAAAAAAAUAUAUAUAUAUAUAUAUAUAUAUAUAUAUACUGUAUUACCUCACAAUAUCCGGCUUGCCGUUAUAGCUAAGGCUUAGCAGGGAGCCCGACAAAGCCUUUCUGCAACUAAAUCGGCAUGCCGUUAUAGUCAAGGGUGCCUCAAUAUCCAGACUUUCUUGCGCAUCCUCGGUUAAAAGUGCGCAUGCGGCAAUAUGGUGUUACCCAGCGUAUCAUGUGGUGAUGUGGAGGAGGGUUUCAAGGAAGAGGAAAUAGAGGAGAGAGAGGACAAACGCCCAUUACUAGAGAACAGCAGCAAGAAUAGGGUAGGAAGUCAUACACCAUCGAAAAGAAGCUUUGUGCAAUAGCAAAGUGUGUGGUUAAGUCCCGUACAACUUUACCAGUAGCAUUUACUGUUUGCUUUAAACAAUACUAUAUGUACCAUGCAAAUGCGGAAGCAGGCAUGUUGUUGACGUGAUGUGAUUCUCUAUAAAGCUUUAUGUUCUUCCCGUAUAACGGCAUGCCGUCAUACCGGCA
Corticium candelabrum is the source of this 1448-nucleotide messenger RNA. RefSeq lists its product as uncharacterized. The record is from RefSeq and is a predicted model, not a curated record. NCBI's taxonomy places the organism in Eukaryota, Metazoa, Porifera, Homoscleromorpha, Homosclerophorida, Plakinidae. Bases 77 to 889 code for a protein of 270 amino acids. The transcript has a single exon.